Molecule: messenger RNA, 1704 nt
Organism: Miscanthus lutarioriparius
Lineage: Eukaryota; Viridiplantae; Streptophyta; Magnoliopsida; Poales; Poaceae
Source: the annotation of a GenBank genome assembly
AUGCCAGUACGGCCCCCUACCGCCGCCGCUGUCCUCGUCCACCGCUACACCCGCAUCAUCACCGCCGCCGCCGCCUCCUCGCCGGCCUCCCUCCGCGCCCUCCUCCCCAUCCACGCCCGCGCCAUCGUCCUCGGCGUAUCCGCGAACCCGGCCUUCGCCACCAGCCUCAUCGCCGGCGUGGCGCCCGCCUCCCUCGCCUACGCACGCAGGGUGUUCGACGCCGUGCCUGUACACGAUGCCUACAUGUGGAACACCCUCCUCCGCGUGCACGCCCACUCCCAGUCGUCGUCGCACGCCGUCGACGCCCUCGCCCUCUACAAGCGGAUGCGCGCCGCCGGCGUCGCGCCGGACCAUUACACCUACCCGAUCGUGCUGCCGGCUUGCGCGGCUGCGCGCUGGGCGCGGCUCGGGCGGGCCGCGCACGGCGACGCGGUGCGGUUCGCGCUCGCUGGGGACGGGUUCGUGCGCUGCACUCUCAUCGCGAUGUACUUCCAGGAAGGGGAGGUGGCAGACGCUGAGCUAGUCUUUGCGGAGAGCCAUGGAUCAUCUCGGACGGUGGUGUCGUGGACGGCCAUGGUUGCUGGCUACGUGCAAAACUACUUCUAUGGGGAGGCACUUGCGCUGUUUGGCACAAUGGUUGCCGAGGGUGUACUUCCGAAUGAGAUCACUCUGAUCAGUUUCCUGCCCUGCUUGCAGGGCCAAGAAUGGCUGAAUGCCGGGGAAAUGGUUCACGGGUUCGUGGUCAAGUCGGGGUUUGAUGCAAACAUUCCAUUGGCUAAUGCCCUCGUCGCAAUGUAUGGGAAGUGCGGGAGCAUUCCCAUGGCAGAAGCUCUGUUUGAGGGAAUGGCGGUACGCAGUCUGGUUUCUUGGAACACGAUGGUUGCAAUCUAUGAGCAGCAUGGUGAUGUGGUUGAGGCAAUCAAAUUCUUCCGCAGGAUGCUUACUGAGAAGGUGGGGUUUGAUUGUGUGACUUUGGUCAGUGUUCUGUCUGCUUGUGCACGCUCAGGAGCCCUGGAGACUGGCAAAUGGGUGCAUGAGUUUGCCCGGAGUCAUGGGCUUGACACAGAUGCAAGGAUUGGCAAUGUUCUUGUCGACAUGUAUGCAAAGUGCGGCGAGAUUGCUGAUGCAAGGAGGGUCUUUGACUGUUUGCAUGUGCGUGGUGUUGUGUCCUGGAGUGCCAUGAUAAGUGCAUAUGCCAACCAUGGGGAUUCUGAGGAGGCUCUCAAGGUCUUCUGCCUGAUGAAAAGUGAAGGGGUGAGACCAAAUUCUUUCACAUUCACUGCAGUUCUAGUGGCGUGUGGCCACUCAGGCCUUGUUAACGAAGGACUGAAGCAUUUCAACAGCAUCCUUUCUGACUACCAAAUGUCGCCUACACUGGAGCACUAUGCCUGCAUGGUUGACAUGCUAGGGCGAGCUGGUAGACUUGUGGAAGCAUAUGAAAUCAUCAGGGGAAUGUCGUUGCACCCAGACAAGUGCGUGUGGGGUGCAUUCCUUGGGGGUUGUAAGCUUCACGGCAAUCUGGAGCUAGCUGAAUUCGUUGCCAAGGACCUCUUCCAGUCAGGCUCCAAUGAUGUCACAUUCUAUGUUUUGAUGUCAAACAUGUACUUCGAAGCCGGAAUGUUGGAAGAUGCAGAAAGGAUAAGACGAGCCAUGAAGGAGAUGGAACUCAAGAAGACAGCUGGGCGUAGCACAGUAAACCAAUAG